This is a messenger RNA of Arvicola amphibius (Eurasian water vole), 10904 nucleotides long. It is a transcript of the gene Slc1a2, whose product is annotated as solute carrier family 1 member 2. Gene Ontology annotation, molecular function: neutral L-amino acid transmembrane transporter activity; L-glutamate transmembrane transporter activity; glutamate:sodium symporter activity. The record is from RefSeq and is a predicted model, not a curated record. Gene Ontology annotation, cellular component: plasma membrane. The coding region runs from base 141 to 1835 and encodes 564 amino acids. NCBI's taxonomy places the organism in Eukaryota, Metazoa, Chordata, Mammalia, Rodentia, Cricetidae. The transcript has 11 exons. Gene Ontology annotation, biological process: L-glutamate transmembrane transport.
GUGACUUCUUUGACAUCAAAGCACUGGCUAGGUAGGCUUUAAAAUACCCGUUUUCACCCUGGGGAUGGACAGCUGAGUUCAUCCCGGAACUGGGAAGCCAGUGGAUUCCUGCAGCUGAGCAAGUUGUCAGUGCCAACAAUAUGCCCAAGCAGGUGGAAGUGCGCAUGCACGACAGCCACCUCAGCUCUGAGGAGCCUAAGCACCGAAACCUGGGCCUGCGCAUGUGCGACAAGCUGGGGAAGAACCUCCUGCUCUCGCUGACGGUGUUUGGUGUCAUCCUGGGGGCAGUAUGCGGCGGGCUGCUUCGCCUGGCAUCUCCCAUCCACCCCGAUGUUGUCAUGUUGAUAGCCUUCCCGGGGGACAUACUCAUGAGGAUGCUGAAGAUGCUCAUCCUCCCCCUCAUCAUCUCCAGUCUAAUCACAGGGUUGUCAGGCCUGGAUGCGAAAGCCAGUGGCCGCCUAGGUACGAGAGCCAUGGUAUAUUACAUGUCCACGACUAUCAUUGCCGCUGUGUUGGGGGUCAUCCUGGUGUUGGCCAUCCACCCUGGCAAUCCCAAACUCAAGAAGCAGCUGGGGCCUGGGAAGAAGAAUGACGAGGUGUCUAGCCUGGAUGCCUUCCUGGAUCUCAUUAGAAAUCUCUUCCCGGAGAACCUGGUGCAAGCCUGUUUCCAACAGAUUCAGACAGUGACAAAGAAAGUCCUGGUGGCACCUCAGGCCGAGGAGGCCAAUACUACCAAGGCCGUCAUCUCCAUGUUGAAUGAAACCAUGAACGAGGCCCCUGAAGAAACUAAGAUCGUUAUAAAGAAGGGCCUGGAGUUCAAAGACGGGAUGAAUGUCUUGGGUCUGAUAGGGUUCUUCAUUGCUUUCGGCAUUGCCAUGGGGAAGAUGGGCGAGCAGGCCAAACUGAUGGUGGAGUUCUUCAACAUCCUGAAUGAGAUCGUAAUGAAGCUAGUGAUCAUGAUCAUGUGGUACUCCCCGCUGGGUAUUGCCUGCCUGAUCUGUGGGAAGAUCAUCGCCAUCAAGGACUUAGAAGUGGUGGCUAGGCAACUGGGGAUGUACAUGAUCACAGUGAUCGUGGGCCUCAUCAUCCACGGGGGCAUCUUCCUCCCCUUGAUUUACUUUGUGGUGACCAGAAAAAACCCUUUCUCCUUUUUUGCUGGUAUUUUCCAAGCCUGGAUCACUGCCCUGGGAACAGCUUCCAGUGCUGGGACUUUGCCUGUCACCUUCCGUUGCUUGGAAGAAAAUCUAGGGAUUGAUAAGCGUGUGACCAGGUUUGUCCUCCCGGUUGGAGCAACCAUCAACAUGGAUGGUACAGCCCUUUACGAAGCCGUGGCUGCCAUCUUCAUAGCCCAGAUGAACGGUGUCAUCCUGGACGGAGGGCAGAUUGUGACUGUAAGCCUCACAGCCACCCUGGCGAGUAUUGGUGCAGCCAGUAUUCCCAGUGCCGGGUUGGUCACCAUGCUCCUCAUCCUAACAGCCGUGGGCCUGCCAACAGAGGAUAUCAGUCUGCUGGUGGCGGUGGACUGGCUCUUGGACAGGAUGAGAACUUCAGUCAAUGUUGUGGGUGAUUCUUUUGGGGCUGGGAUCGUCUAUCACCUCUCCAAGUCGGAACUGGAUACCAUUGACUCACAACACCGGAUGCAUGAAGACAUUGAAAUGACCAAAACGCAGUCCAUUUACGACGACACGAAGAACCAUAGGGAAAGCAACUCUAAUCAGUGUGUCUAUGCUGCACACAACUCUGUCAUAAUAGAUGAAUGCAAGGUAACUCUGGCGGCCAAUGGAAAGUCAGCUGACUGCAGUGUUGAGGAAGAGCCUUGGAAACGUGAAAAAUAAUGACCUGACUCUCAGCCAAUUCUUGAAUAAACUCCCCAGCGUAUCUUAUGGUAAAAGAUGCUCUAAACAGGCUUCCUUUGCAAAAGGAAAAAUGCAUAUAUUUCUAUGUUUACUUAAUCUGUUAGCCGAGGCUUAGAGGAGUUGUUGUGCACCGUGAUGACAGGCACCGUGCUGUGUCUUUGCCAAAUAAUGCUUCAUAACUGUCUAAUUUUCUUACUUGUGUUAUUGUCUGGAUGGAUGCUGCUGGAGAAACCGCUUUGAAAAGAAGACACGUUCUCGCAAGCUUCCCCGUGUCUCGAUGCAGACCUGUGUGUGCUGUUUCCCCAGGGAGACAGGACAAAAGCAGUGUGGUACACGCCAGGGACUGGAGACAGUGAGCACACACACAGUAUGGUAUUCCUUAAAGUGUUCAUGGCUCAUGGUUCUGCACUAAAGAUUCUGCUAGAAGCUUCUAGAAGUUCCUCCUCUCCAACCUGUAGAGUCAGCACCUGCGUUGAUGGGAAGCAUCUGUUGUAGCGAACUCUGACGACUUACGAUUUGUGUACUGUCUAAGUUAAAUGUUUCAGAGUUUCUGUGGGUGCCCAUACUCUUGGAAGGCAGGUGACCCUGGAGCCCAUCAACAGCUGCUCUGCCUUCCGUGUGUGUGUGUGUGUGUGUGUGUGUGUGUGUGUGUGUGUGUGUGAAAAUGAAAAAUGUGGAAUUUAAAAUUUGAAAAUGAACUAGGAAUUAUCAGUGCAUAACUACUACAUACCUUGAGAAAAGUAAAAGAACAUAGUCAGUCUAACUUGUUAACCAGACUUAAAUGUUCAAGCACACUUGUUUGAUUUGCAUUCGGACAGUAGAGUGAAGUUGUGAGAUUGUCGGAUCUGUUUCUAUUUGUUCCAUGCAUAAGAUUCUCAUUUGCGUUUUUAGCAAAAAGAUUUUCAAUAUCCAAAUUGCUUCCACCACAUUCUCACCUGUCUACAUUGCUGAGCAUCUUAGCUUCCUCACACAGAGGGACACAUGUUGACUAUGCCUCUUUUCGUAUCAUUUUGAUAUUAUAAUAUGUAGAAAGUGUUCCAUUUUAUAAAGGGCCUGAAAGCCAUCCCAAGACACAAAAGCAUUCUUCCUCUUCAGGGAGAAAGGAACAGCAAGCCAAUCUCUAUAUAAAAUCCUAUAAAGGUGAUAGAUAUUCCCAAGACAGAGUGCAGGCAGCCUCGAACCAUCAAGUAGGGACAAAGAAUGACUCCACAUAACCUCCCAGGUAGAAUCCUUUCCAAGGGCUGUGAAAGUCUGAAGGAAGAAAUAAUAUAAUUGGCACAGUGUGGUGGUUUGCCUGUGAUAUGCAGCCAAUGAUUCCUUAAUGAUCGGUUGUGCAAGCUAAAAUUCUGAAUGUCUCCACUAUUAUCUUCUGAUGAAUAACCCACAGUAUUUUCCUAAGAUUCCUGCAUUUAAGAGUUAGCUGGGAACUUGAGUAACUGAGAAACAGAACACAUUUGACUCUAAAGAGCAGAUGGAACCCGGUCUAUAGGUCAGAGUACAUGUGUCUUCCGAGGCAAGUAGAGCUGGGGAGACUUUCAUAAAUAAUAGUAGGAUACAGUGUCUCUAAGAAAGGGUACUGCGACAUUGCCUCUCCUUUUAGUUUCUCUUGUGACUUCUCUCCUUCAAAUCAGACAGCUUGGAAACAUACAAAAGACAAGAGAUUCCUAGGUUUUGUUUGUUUGUUUGUUUUAUUUUGUGUUAAUCUCAUAAACCUUAAUUGUUUUUAAACAAGGACCACCAUGGAGCAGUAUUAACUGAAUUAUUUAUUUAUCUUUUCGGUUUGGUUUUUGGCUUUUGAAACAAGGUCUUGCUAUGCAGCCCAGGCUAGCUUCAAACUCACAGCCUUCCUGCUCAGCCUCAGUUCUAAGAUUAUAGAUGGGCACCAGCGUACCAGCUGGCAGAUGGUUUUUGAGUGCUGUUUGUUUUCACCUUUAUUUGAAGGACAGUUAGCAGGGUAGACGUGACAGGCAAUGAAUCCCUUAUAGAAGACAAAAGGGACCAGGAUGACAGUCUUUGGUGUAGCUGUGGAACUAUUCCAGAUAGCCUGAAAGUGGUACCCACUACUCCUGUAGGAAACGCUUUCCUACCUGUGUAGCUGUAUCUAGCGAAGGCAUCCGGGAGCAUGCUGGGUUUUGCUAUGUGUGUUGGGGGAGGUCUUUCCAUACAAUGGUUCUCCCCAGAUGGAAGGCCAUCUCGUUACUUAUACACUGACCUUUUCUCAAAAGCAGUCACAUAAUGACAAUGUGUGCUGUGGCUUUGUAGUCUGCCUGAAAACCUUUCUAGUGUGUUUUGUCUUCAGCUUGUCCCUAGGUGUCCCAUUAACCUAUGUCAGAGGGCAGUGUUUUUAGGAGAGCCAAGGGACACUGCUUCCCUAGUCAGGUUUUGCUGAUUUCAGAAUAAAUACCUGGUCUCACAAGAAUUGUAGAUCUGAAUGUCCAAUCUCUUCUGUGUAGUUCUCUCUCUCUCUCUCUCUCUCUCUCUCUCUCUCUCUCUCUCUCUCUCUCUCUCUCUCUCUCUCUCUCUCUCUCUGUCACUCCCUUUCUCUCAAACACACACACACACACACACACACACACACACACACACACUGAAUGCGACACAGUAUCACAUACACUAACUCUAGGGAGGUUUGUAUUUUGGGGCUUUGGUAGCCCUAUUCCUUAAAUGGAUUCAGUUGUUACUUCUUAGGAAACAAAAUCAUUUUAGAAGCAAACCAACCAAGCAGAUAUUCAGCCUUCCAUUUCUCAUCCUUUCCCUUUGAGAAGCAAGAAGAAUUAUUAUUCAGCUAUUGUGUAAAACCCAGCAAAGCCAAUCCAGUCAGUGAAUAAGAUGGUUGUUUUGAAGGGUGGCCUCUCCAUAUACAGUCAUCAGGAUAUAAGCACACAAAACCUUAGUAAAGGCCUGGAGGUAAUUUUAGGACCACAAGGUCACAACCAGAUUCUGUUUUUUACUUCCUGUUGGGUAUAGCAAAAAGCCUGUGUGGCCUCGUUGCCUGUAGAAGUUUUCAUGCUCCAUACAAGACAAAUGGCUCAGGUCAGCUCGGACAGUCAGAGCGAAAGGCUACCGAAAUGUCCCCGGAUGGAAACUAAGAAAGCGGAGAAGUGGGUAGGAAGAAUUCAGUGUGGGGGACAAUUUGGGAAUCUCAGUGGUCAGCUGACUAGGUCUCGGGUAAUUUCCUGCGGUGGCUGGAAAAUCAUGCUGCACACAAGUACCAUUAUCUAGAGGGCCUCUCUCGCUGAGAGAUUGGGAAACUUAUCUCUGGGGUCCUCAGAAAAAAAAAAAAAAACCCAAUCCUGCCUUGUUUGUAGAAAUAAUCCCCCGUUUGUCCUCUAAAGCCAAUUACUAUAACUUUUCGUUUUUGUCAGGAUCCAGGCUCUUGCCUUUGCGCUGUUUCUCUCAUGCAGCAGAGCAAUAAAUCCAAACAGGAGUUCCCACACUCGCGACUGGGGUAGACAAGUCUGAGCAGCUCUGACCUUUGAUGCCUGAGACUGCAGCAGUUACACCCCAGGGGCAGCUCGCACAGCUUCUGCUCUCUGUCGCCGGCUUCACACUUUUGCUUAUUUUCCAGCCUAACUCAUUAUAAGCCGAGAAGAAGGACCAGAUGGGAUUUUCCGGUAUUGGGAUACUUAUGGGACCCCAGGGCCAAGGACCGUAAGAAGAUAAAAUGUCUCAAGUGAGGGUUUCCUAAAUCAAGUUGUCACUGAAUAUUCACGGUUUUGGCAUCAGUAGAAAUUUCUGGCUAAACCCCCAAAGAAGGGUCACUGCGUGCCAACCAAGCCAGGUGGCAAAGGUGACAGCUAUCUUCCCACGGGUGAAGUGAUAUAAAAUCUGCUCAAAAACACCCAUCGGUUUAGGAAUUCCCCUAAAACUCUCUUCCCAGUUCACUGAUCUCUUCCUUCCUUUCUUUCCAUCCCAUUGCUCAACAGUCAGGGUGGUAAAUGGCCAUGUAGUUAUGCGGGGGUUAGCCGGGGAGGAGACAGCAGAUCUUAACUGAGUAAUAUCCAGUCUCACUGCCUAAACCAUAAUUAGGCAACAGCACAGGGAUGCUUAAAAACAGCAUGGUUUGGGAGAGGAAACAUUUGAUUUAGACACUGCCCCCUUGUAGCCGGGUGGCUUACACAGUCCACUGUCUGUCUGUGCUUUUCUCUCUUCCGUAUGAGAAGGGAAGGGAUUGGACCAAAUGACUGGUCUCCCUCUAGCUCUGCGCAUGUGCUUUUCUGAUCCUCUGCUUUACUUUCUUCCAUCUUCAGAGGCUUCCUGUUCUAAAGCAUGGCUCAUCUGCAUUUUAAGUUGUAAAUACCCACAAUAAUGAAUAAUUGGUUUAGAUGGUUUUUUUUUUUCCCCUCAUUCUCUUUGGGCGACUCCAGCUCAAGCCUCUAUUCAUCCCAUUCUUUACAACAAGCUUGGAGAGUGGCCAUUUUAACCCAUAGUUUAACCCACGGUAAAUAUUUUUUUGUAAAGGUUCCUUUAACCUAAACUCACUGUUCUCACAGGAGUGGCGGUUCUGCCCAGGGAUAUGCCCUUAGAGUCAUGGUGAGGGACCAGGCACCUCACAGAUGCUCUUGCAUCAUGCAUGCUGUGGCAACAGAACCCACUCCAAAUACUCAGCCCACACCAUUUUCCCCAAACAGCCCUAAUUGCCAAACCUGUGUGGGAACUUGGGAGGCUCUGGCAAACAAGCUUGAACACUCCUGACAUUUGGUGCGAGAUUCUCACAAUCAUAGCAACCGUCUCCACGUACCUUUCCCUCCACAUGCAUGCUGUGCAUGCACGUACAUCCAUUCCUGAGGCAGGGAGCCGAGCCUUUUCUCCAGAGGGACGUGCAGGCGGAUUUGAUUGAUUUCAUUCGAAAGUUUUCCUCUUGGUUUGCUUGCAUAACGGACAGAACAUUGUAGGGACGGACCCUGUCACUUAUAACAGGAGAGUUUUCCGGUUUGCUCGAGCCCUUGCCUGUGCCCCCAGAGUGUCUAGUUAGGAUGUUGCAAGGCCGCUUACCCUCUCCUGUUCUGUUGUAAUAGGCCAUAGCUUGCGUGUUUGACCUCUGACCAAAUUUCUGCUAGAGUGGAGUUGAUAUGUCUAGUGCAGUGGACUUCGUUCUUGCCAGAAAAGAUUUCAGCUCUUCAGAUUUGGGAGCACAAGAUGGAAAACCAGGUCUAAAGGGUUACUUUUUGCUGGUGGUAGUGAUGGUGGUUGGGUGUCCCGUGUCCAUCCCCGUGUCUCCCCCGCUCCCGGUGUCAUGUCCCCCUGCCCCAGCCUUGAGAUAGCAGAAGACCGGGGAGCAGAGAAGAAAGAUAAUGCUUCUUAACUGACCCACUUGAGGUCACUGUCGAAAAGCGAGAGAUAAGGUUCCUGGGAAAUAAGGUUCACACUACCACCCGAAAUCAUUUCCCAUCAUCAUUUUUUUUUUCCUACGCCAUCUCCCAGUCUUGUUUUAAUUUUUAUCCCGUGAUCCAGUUACCCAUUUUGGUAUUUUUUAGAAGUCUUUCUGGUGGUAUUUUGAGGAGUUUCCGUGCCGAGAACAAAAUCUACCGUUGAAAUAGACCUGCAGUCAGUAUGUAACCUAGACAAUGGGUUCCUCUGGAGACACCCAAUCCCUGGAUGAGCUUUGGAACCUGACAACCACUGUUCUCCUUGUUAUCACCCUCUGGGACAUGGGCAUGAUGCAGUCAGAGCCUUGCUGCUUCUGGGCUCUGUUUCUCCUCGUGGCAACCAUUUACUCUGCCUGGAAACAGCCCGCUGCCUUUCCUAGGGGAAAGAUACACUCAGAAGCCAAGGAAGUUGGUCAAACAGAUCCCAAGGUUCCUCCACGCUGGAGCAAAUUCUCUGAUACACAGUCCGAAACUUGGCUCCCUGGUGACUUACUCCUCCAUAUUUCCCUUCCUGGUCUUAAGAGUCUUUGGUACCCAGAUUCUUCUACAGCUCACCUCAACCCUUUCCUCUUCCUUCCUUCCUUCCUUCCUUCCUUCCUUCCUUCCUUCCUUCCUUCCUUCCUUCCCUCCCUCCCUCCCUCCCUCCCUCCCUCCCUCCCUCUUACCUUCCCUCCCUUGUCUGUCCUUUCCUUUCUCCUUCCCCUUCCCCUUUCUUCCUUCCUUCCUUCCUUCCUUCCUUCCUUCCUUCCUUCCUCUGUGAGAGUUCAGCAUCCCACAUUCACGCUGCACAUCACAGACCAGAUCAUCUGGUCAUAUAGAGAUUUGUAUAUAUGAAAACAAACCUACUUUUGUGAAAAAUUUUGUAUAUUCUUUUUCUAUUUGUUUUCUACAGCUUGAGGAGAGAGCUGGCAAACUGUGAACUGAAUUUAUCUUGAUGCCAGCAGAUAUAUUUUAGCUUCCUGGGAAGAACCUGUGUUACUAGGGACAGCAUAUUGCCCUCUGAUCAGUAUUGCACCCUAAGUCUACAAAGCUAUUUUGGCCCAAUCUUACAUUCUUUCUUACAAGAAUCCCCAAAGUUCUUUGCUAUUAUUUAUAAAGAGAAAUAUUUAUAGUCCUUGAUAUUACAAGUUUAACCUUAAUUUAGCCUUUAAUACUAUUACGCAUGUUUAUAUCUAUUCUUCAAAAAUCGUAAAAGACUCAGAGUAGGCCGAAAUAAUGUAUUUAGUAUCUGUAAUUUUUCAGACAGAUAUUUUCUUAUGAUAUUUUCUAUACAACCACAUAGAUAGAAGUGUAACUAAUUUGAGCACAAGUUUCUAUAGCAGUUUAGGGUUAUCAGCUGUUUCUUGAGCAUACAGCCACAUUUGUGAAGUUUAGGAACUCGGUCCUUGAUGAUGCAAUGAGGAACAUGAGCAAACUAGGCACAAGGAAUUGCUCAACCCCCUUAGGUACUCAGGAUGCACAUCUGGACAGCUAAUCCUCCAAUGCCAAGGAACGGGGCUAACUUCUCUUCUCCCGGCACUGGGCCUUGUUUUCCCAAUCGACCGUUCUAAUUUUCCUUUCCCAUAAGAUAAAGGCUGGUGCUAACAGUGGGAUCUUUUCUAUAUCGGAAUCUUCUAUGCAUUCCUAAAUGCUUAUGUGAAAAUUGGCCUAGGAAAAUGUUGAAUAGCAAAGACGGAGGAUGAGUGGUAGGACAAGAAUUAGGAACAGGUUAAGUGCAGUUUUGAGUCUUGCCAAGCAAAACGAGAGCAAACCCUCACAUUGUUGCAUGAAUUGAACAUAUAUUUUUAAAGAAAAUUAAAGAUAACAUAUUUUAGUACCCGCUCAGAAUCCAUACUGUGUCACGUGGGGACUGGAGGUGGGAUUUAGAGUCACACUGAGUUUAUUUAGAAUAAACCCAAAUAGCUUAUCCUCAGGUAGACAUCAAACUAUGUAACCUUCCCUCAAGGUAAACCGGUAGCCACGGAACACACGCAGUGUCUUUCCUCCACCAAACACACUCUCUGAGGAGGUGGCAGGGCUAGUAUUUUACCGCGUUUGAAAGGGUGGUCUGUUACAAUAGAACACAUGCUAGCAUGUAUUUGAACCUGCUCCUCAUUAAGUGAACAGAUUAGAUGUGCCCUCCACUGGCUAAGAUUGUACCUGUUUCCAAGCACAGCUAUCUGUCAGAGCAUGACAUUCUUGUGUGUACACGCUGACACUUGGUUCACGCAUGAAGACAGUGCCUAUGCACUUUGUGUAGCGAUAAUGUAGGUAUUUGUGUGUAAUUUCAGUGAAAUGGUGUAUAGAUGUAAUUUAAUUUAAAUGUUGUUCUUGCUGUUUAUCUAAAUGCAAUAGAUAGGUUGAUUGCUGUUUGGAAAACUUUUUUGUCAUCUUAGGUAUUUUCUAGGGGUUAUUUCUCUUUCUUGAUGUAAUCUGAGUGAAGAACUUACCUAUGAAGCCUCCGUACUGAUGAUUGUUUGCAAAUCUUUGUGUUCAGCACCUUUGUAAAUACAGCUCUGAGCAGGGAUGGGGUUGAAUGUGUGUCUUGCCACACAGUGAAAGGUCAUCCUAUGCCUGCAUCCUUCCCAUUCAGUGCACUGGGGAACUUGUGGUUGUCAAGGCAGAGGGAGGUUUAGGAUGAGGACACUCAUCUCCUGUCCUCCCUCACCAGAGAGCUGGUCCUAUAGAGAUAAAAGAAGGGGGCUCCAUCUGCUCCUUGGCAUGCUUAAAUCAUGUCUUUGGGGAAGGGUCAACCUCCUGGUUGUCAGAUUUUCAUCAUGACAUGAUGCUCGUGACCUAAGACUCUGAAGAGCCGUGUUCCCCUUGACGUCUUGAGUCAGAAAACAGGGGUGCAUUUACUGAUUAGCUGCUGUGCAGGUGAAACCCCCCACCCCCACCCCCCAAAGCACAGUUCUGGCAGCAUUUGCACAUUUGUCAGAAAACAACAGAAUACAGCACGGCCAGGGGCCAGCCUUGGCAGCGGCGGAGGACCAACCCCUGAUGCACUGAUCCCAAGUAUGUGACAAGAGUCUGAUCUCCCUACCCAGUAUGCUCUGCUUGCUUGUGUGAAGUUCAUGAGAAUGAGAUUAAUAAGGACAAUUCGAUGCUGAUGGCUCAAACCACAUCCCUCCUCAUUCUCACUGAAUACCAUGCUGGGAGCUCUGUCUUUCCCGUAGCCCCUCCUUCUUUCAGAGAGGAUGAAGAUGUGAAGUACAUUAAUUUCCAGGGGCUGCUCCAGAUAUGUGGAGUGAGGGGAUGUGGUGUCUGGGUCCUUCAAAUUCUGGAUGAGAACUGUACUGAAGGGAAUGUAGACUGUAGGCGGGAUUAAUGGUUUCCCUCAAGUUCACAGUCCCUGCUGGUCUGAUGUCAUGUAGCAUAGUGUAUCUAUAAUAGCACGUGGUAUUUAAAGACUAAUGAAUGGAAAAAGAUGAGAAACUCAACUAAUUUGGAGACUGUUUCUUAUAUAUGGUACUAGGAAAUAUAUUGCUGGCAAAGCACAUCUUGGGUAGCAGAGGUCUCCCAUGUUUGUCUUCAGCAUUUUUUUGUGAUGUGGACUGAUGACUGUAACAUUUUCUGUGUAAAAUAACUGGAUACUCUCCAUCUGCUGGAAAUAACCUGGGAAUCCAAUCCUUCACUAAGUGUUUUAACUUCUCUGUGUGUAUAUAUAUAUAUCUCUUCAAUAAAUGUGGAUUCCAGUUUC